Trichomycterus rosablanca is the source of this 1493-nucleotide messenger RNA. It is a transcript of the gene trabd2b, whose product is annotated as TraB domain containing 2B. Bases 1 to 1491 code for a protein of 496 amino acids. Lineage: Eukaryota; Metazoa; Chordata; Actinopteri; Siluriformes; Trichomycteridae. Gene Ontology annotation, cellular component: plasma membrane; organelle membrane. Gene Ontology annotation, molecular function: metalloendopeptidase activity; Wnt-protein binding. The transcript has 7 exons. Gene Ontology annotation, biological process: negative regulation of Wnt signaling pathway. The record is from RefSeq and is a predicted model, not a curated record.
AUGAUGCGGACUUCAGCGCUGUUAUGGAUGCUGUUCUGGACUUUAUUUGCGGCUGGAUUUGCGCGGCGCACACCGACGCGCUGCGACAAAACCGAUCCGAGAGCGCUGAACUCUUUCUUAUGGACGGUGAAGCGGCUACACCCUCACCCACCCUCGUACCUGUUCGGUACCAUCCACGUGCCGUACACCCGCGUGUGGGACUUCGUACCAGAGCGCUCCAAGCGGGCGUUUCAGAGCAGCACCAGCGUUUUCUUCGAGCUCGACCUGACCGACCCCGUGACCAUGUCCAAACUGGCCAGCUGCCAGCUUUUACCAAACGGCGAGAGUCUGAGGAGCCUGCUGCCCCGUGAGCUCUACCUCCGCCUGAAGCGCCACCUGGAGUACGUCAGGCACAUGAUGCCCGCCUGGGUGAGGGCAGAGCAGAGGUUCCACGCCGACUACCUGUUUAAGGCUAUCGCGGGUGACUGGGAGAGGAAGCGGCCCGUGUGGGUGAUGCUGAUGGUGAACUCGCUGACCGAGUGGGACGUUCGGGGCCGAGGAGCGCCCGUGCUCGAUCUGUUCCUCGCCCGUGAGGCCGAGCGCAUGGGUAAGAAGACCGGGGCUGUUGAGAACGUGGAGGAACAGUGUCGCCCGCUGAACGGACUCAACUUCUCUCAGGUCCUGUUUGCUCUGAACCAGACGUUACGGCAGCACGAGGGGGUUCGAGAGGGGGGCGUCCGGGGCCCCUUCACCACCGAAGAUCUCAUCUCUCACUAUAACUGUGGGGAUCUGAGCUCCAUCAUCUUCAGCCACGACACCUCACAGCUCCCUCACUUCCUGAACAGCUCUCUGCCGGAUGACGAGCGUUCCACGGCGGCGCAGAUCGACCACUACCUCCGCCAGGAGCUCAUCUACAAACGCAACGAGAGGAUGGCGCACCGGGUCUCCGCCCUCCUGCGCAAGAGUCCGUCACAGAGCUUCUUCUUCGCGUUCGGCGCUGGUCACUUUCUGGGUAACCACAGUGUGCUGGACAUCCUGAGACAGGAGGGCUACGUGGUGGAACACACGGCGGCCCAUGAGCCUCUCACACCGACCCGUCCUGAGGUGGAAACCAUGACUCUGACCCUGACUGACCGGAGUCCUACACCUACACAAGAGUGGACAUCUGAAUCUCCGGAGGAGGAUCUGCCCCACCUGCUGGAGCCGGACAGCCUGAGCCAGCUGGAGGAGUUCGGGAGACACCAGCGCCCCCGAAAGACCCACCGGCAUCAUGGCAAGCAGCAGCGGCUCUUCAGCGACCUGUGGGUGCGGCUGGGACUCAGCACGCCCACACCUUCAGAAACGUGGACACCCGGCAGCGAGGUGAUGACAGGAACCCAGAGGACGCGGCAGCAGGAGGAGUCGGUCCCUCCCAGCAUCACGGACGUUACUGUACACGUUUCAGGCUCCGCCGUGGCCGUCGUGCUCAGCUGCUUCUCAUCGCUGGUUUUUCUGCUGCAGUUCACCUCCUGACC